Messenger RNA from Peromyscus californicus insignis, 5963 nucleotides. It is a transcript of the gene Akna, whose product is annotated as AT-hook transcription factor. Lineage: Eukaryota; Metazoa; Chordata; Mammalia; Rodentia; Cricetidae. Bases 872 to 5071 code for a protein of 1399 amino acids. The transcript is spliced from 22 exons. Gene Ontology annotation, cellular component: centrosome. Gene Ontology annotation, biological process: neuroblast division in subventricular zone; neuroblast delamination; epithelial to mesenchymal transition. The record is from RefSeq and is a predicted model, not a curated record.
GGGGACAUUCAUCUCAUCCUCCAGUUCUUCCAAGUUACCUAGAAAGUUCCACUACAGGUGUGUCUAUCUCCAGGUAUGGACAGCACGUGGAAAGAAAUCCCAGAAUCCUCCCUGAGAUGACGAGACUUGUGGUAGUAGAUGGGACAGAGUUAAAGCUGGAAGGACAUGAACGAGCUCUGAGUCUGAGUCCGCCUUGUUAAGGUCUGCACUGAGACCUACAAUAUGGGAGGAGAGGAUCUGAUAAAGUCAUUGGUGGCUGAAGAGGACGCAUGGGGGCUGCAGGCUCCCCUUCCUGGGUCCAGCAUGCAAUGUGAUUUUAGCCAAACGCCUGGCCUUUUCUGGACUUCUGUCUCCCCGCCAGUCCAUGCAGGGUUGCAUCUAAGGUCCUAAACCCCAAGGCCUCAGUAGUUUCUGUGAGCUCUUCCCGGUCAGUGCAGCCCCACAGUUGCCCAGCAAGGGGUUAAGCUCUUGGCGCCAGCUCCGCACAGCAAACCCCCUCCUUUUCACAAACACUUGUAGGAAAUCAGGCUGGGCGCUUCCUGUGAGAAGGAGGAGGCAAGGCCAGGCCUCAGCUGCAGGGGCGGGGAGAAGUGAGGAGCGAUGCUUGUCUGUGAGCUGAGGCGGUUCUGGCUGGCAGAGCAGUCUGGAGGCGGUCCAGGGUGCUGUGGAGGCAGGGGGCUCCCCAGGUUUGAAACAAAGACCUCGUGGGCAGCUCCCCUGAGCCCAGGCCGGCAGGAUGGUGGUGUAGUCCAAGUGAGUAGGCCCCAGGCAAGAUGGCUGGUGCUGAAAGGAGCCACCUGUGACUUGGACCCCCAGCUGCAGCUCAGUCUCCUGAAGAUGAAGUGGCCCAGGUGAAGCUAGGCCAAGCCCCAUGGCCAGCUCAGGGACAGAGGCACGCUGGGCUGGGCCAGGCCUGGGACAAGGGCCCCGCAGGAGGCGCUGGGCUUGGGCUGAGGAGCAAAAUGCAGAUGGAAGCAGUGACCAAGGCUGGGGAAAUGAGCAGUCUCUUCCUAAAGCCACCAGCCCUGAGCUCCUGGAGGACUUCCGCCGGGCACAGGAGCACCCACCACCACCCCUGGAGUGGGACCCAGACAUGCAGGAGUCUGAAGAGUCUUCUGGAGAAGAGACUGAAGCUGAUGAUGUGAGCAGCCCAGAGGGUUCCACCUUGCCUCUGCCCUGGCUCUCCAGGCACAAUCAGCCGCUGGACCUGUCUGCAGAGGAACUGGAUGAGGCCCCUGGAAGCCCUGAGGUGGAGCUAGCUGAAGAGAGCUGCACGGAACUGGAGUGUGAAGACCCGGGAGAUUCCAGCCCUGCGGCUCUGGAGCAGGGACCAGCCGGAGGCUGGGUGGCCUCUAUCAAACAAGGCGGUAAACACAGACCUUCUGAACACUCUACGGCCCAUCCAUCUGUUGAACACAGCCCCGCAAAGUCCUGGAGCAGUGGGACUGUGAGUCUCGGUCAACCUAGUGACAGCCUUGAUUCUACCUGGGAAGGAGACACCGAUGUCCCCCAGCCUGCCGCGCUGGCCGAAGCCCUGCCACACCACAACCUCCCACAGCCAGAUGACAGAAACGGAGGUGGCGUUGCUCCGGCAACACCCACAGAAUUCCGGGACUCCUUGGCAGCACCAGCCCAGAAUCCUCAGUGCUCUGCAGGCACAUGGGGGCCAGAAACCACCAGCCUGCCCAGCUCUCAGCCUGAGGACCAAACCUGGAAGAGAACUAAGACGUCACCGAAGCCACUGCCCUCACGGUUUACCGGCUCUCUCAGCCCCAUGAGCACUCGGCUUGGGGCAGUAAAGAAAGUUUCGUCACAGCGCAAUCGGGGAGCCACUCUGGCUGGCCACUCUUCUUCAGAUGCCCCCAAGUAUGGCCGGGGGCGCCUGAACUACCCACUCCCUGACUUCUCCAAGGUGGGACCCCGGGUGAAGUUUCCCAAAGAUGAGAACUACCGACCCCCCAAGUCCAGAGGCCACAAUAGGCAACAAGGCCCUACCAGACCCCUAAUCUUCAAGUCGCCAGCCGAGAUCGUUCGAGAUGUCCUGCUGAGCGGCGGAGAGGGAUCCCUGGCCAACGACCCUUCUCUUACCCACCCUGUCACCAGGGUACCCCAGGAGUUCCAGACACCCGAACAAGCCACUGAGCUGGUCCAUCAACUGCAGGAGGACUAUCACAAGCUCCUCACCAAGUACGCGGAGGCUGAGAACACUAUCGACCAGCUUCGCCUCGGGGCCAAGGUACACCUGUAUUCAGACCCACCCCAGCCCAGGCAGAGCAUCUGCUCUGGGUCAAUGCCACAAGGAAGCAAGGUCUUGUCCUUCUCUAUCCCACAACCCAGAUCAGCAGAGUGGUGGCCUGGCCCUGCGCAGAAUCCACAGGCUUCUGAGGCCACAGGGUGGCCGUCCCCACGAGCAGACCUGAGUCCCUCCUCGUCCCCCAGCAUGGCCACCCCAGGGCGGCUUCCUCAGAGCCAAGGCGUUGCCACAGACCAGCCUGCCACAGAACAGCCCCAGGCACUGACCUCUCAGGCCAGCCGGCUCCUAGCCAAGGUGGACUCCUACGAGGAACUGGUACUGGCCGGACAUCUCCCACCCCAGGACCAAAUCAAGAGCUUGGAGCAGCUGAGAGCAGCCCACGUGGCCCUUGAGGCAGAAUACCUUCAGGCCUGCAGAGAACGGCACCUGGACCCAAAGCUUGAUGCCUCCAAGGGGAGUCCCAAGACCCUCAAUCUCUGCAGGGAGCUAGAGACAGAGAUAUACCACCUGGGGCAGCGCCUGGAAGAGCUGCAGGACCAUAUGGACCAGACCCAAGGAGAGCCAGAAUCGUACAGGCCAGACCUGCAGGACAGCACCCCAGCCACACCUUUCCUGGCCUGGCCAACUCAUCCGCCUACACCUUCAGGACCAGUCUCCUCGCCAGCUGCCCACACCAGCCAUGAGCCUGCCGCCACCGCCACCUCCCCAAGGAGCUCUUUCAGACUCCCCGUGAACAAGGAGGUGAACCUGGGCGGCAUCAAGGCAGAGGAAAGCCCGAGAGAGCUCCCAGUGCCACUCAGGGACAGGGAGCUUCAGGUGGAACAGGACUUCCAUGGCCUUCUGGAGCGAUACCUCAGCGUGAAGUCCUUCCCUGAAGCCUUGAGGGUGGAAGAUGAGGACCUGGAGGAGGAAGAAGAGCAGGAGCACCAUGGUACCUUGGAAGUUGACGGUCCAGCCACAGCUCCAGGGACAGCAGAAGCCACAAGGGUACCCCCAGGACAGCGCCCAGCACAGGCUGAGGAAAGCCAUAGGGCUGCUAUCCAGGAAGACGAGGAACAGGCGGUAUCCAUGAAACCGCCGAGCUUCCGGACAUCCAUGGCCAGAGAUAGGUACACACCAGGCCUGGAUACAGCUGAAGUGGCUCAGCGGAGCACCAAACCCAUGGCAUCUCAUCAGAGCAGUCUAACCAGCCUGGAGGAGAGCGGGCCCACAGAGCUCCUACCUCGAAAAGCUCUGCUUCGGGCUGGCGGGUCCCACACUGAGGAGCCCUGGAUGGUGUCACCGGAGACAGACAGUGGCUUCGUGGGCUCAGAAACCAGCAUAGUGUCACCUUUUACCCAGACCCCAGAGCACCGGCUCUCCCAUAUCAGCACUCUAAAGACAUCAGCCCCACACCUCACUGCUUCUGUGCCUGGUGAUGGAGCCUCUCCUCCCAAGGCCAGGGGUUCUGUGGUUCCCAGAAGAGCCACCGAGGCUGGAACACCCAGAAGCCGAACCCAGUGGCAUCUCUCCAGUCUGAGCGGCUCUCUCCGGAGAGGGGCACACAGCUCCCCACCGGAACAGGCACCAGCGGUUGAGAUGGGGGUUCCCAGGUCUGAGUGCAAGAGACAGAAGCAGAUUUCCAAACAGCUCCUUCCCAGUGGAGCAAGCAGCCCAGCCUCUGCCCCAGCCCCCACAGCUGCCUCUGUGCCCCAUGGAUCAACAGAGAGUGCUGCCACCCUCCUCCUCACCAGGACAGAGCGCGACCAGGCCAUCAGAGAUCUCCAGGCAGAGGUGUCGCGGCUCCGCCUGCAGCUGGAGGACAGCCUACACCGGCCACACCCAGGCAGCCCAACUCCUGCAGCCCAACUCGACCCCUCCACACGGACCCAGGACAAGCCGACGGAUUCCUCCCCCUCCUGGGCCUCCCACUAUGGCAGUAAAUCCACAGAGAGGUUGUCUGGGGAGCCUAAUGGUACAGAGCCAGCUGGGCCAAGAGGAAGACGGCGAACCAGGUCCUCCUCCGUGCCUCGGGAUGUACCCAGACUGUUCCUAAGUUCAGAAUCUGAAUCGCUUUCUCCUCGGCUGUCAUCUGGGAAGAGCAGGACCUUGGAAGAGCAUCCCCAGGUCGCACGGGAGGGGACAAGAUCUGCAGGCAGCAUGAGGCGGAAGGAAAGAGUCUCCUUCCGGGGCCAAUACACAGGUCAGGAGUACCACAUCCUGUCUCCCAAGACUGUCCUGAAGGACAGUGGCACAGCCUCCUGUCCCCACUGCCAGCCCAGUAGGACCCGGGACACAGGCAGUGCUGUCUCUAGAGAGCCCCCGGGACCGUCGGCUGCUGACACCCUCCGCUGUCCCCUGUGUGGGACAGUCAGGUCCACUGCAGAAGGAGAUGGCCCCACCUCAGGCCCCUUUGGGAGGAACACCCCAAGGAAAACUGCACCUUCCACCCCCAGUCCCAAACGGAAGAACAAGCAGAUGGGCUCGCCAGUACGACCGCUCCCUGGACUCUGGUACCUGGCUGCUGCAUCCCCAGCCCCACCAGCCUUGGCCUACAUCUCCUCGGCUCCUAUCAUGACUUACCCACCACCCACCGUGUACUAUACAACCCCAGCACCUACCUCAGCCCGGACAGCCUCCCCGCAGCCUGCCCGGGGAUCUCGGGGAACCCGGCACUCUGUCCAUCUGGGUCUGAAUGACCUAGGAGAGCUGCAGGCCGCACUCAGCGAGGCUGCACAGGCCGCUGAGAAUGUGCGCUUCACCACCCGCCAGCUGAGCCGUUCCCUGUCUGCGGACCUGCGCCACGCCCGUAGCCUGAGAGGCUCCUGCCUCUUCUGACUCCCUGGAGGCUCUGAGACUGAGUAGGCAGGCAGCCUCUGUUGUCCCCCAGGCAACAGUCUCCUGGAGCCAUUGAUGGCUGGAAGAUGUCAUGCCCCCCUCCUCAGGAGCUCCACCUACCUGCUCCAUGUGGCAUGUUUAAAAUGGAGAGACAUUGGCCUGGUCAGUAGUGGAUGAACAUCCAGGGGACCAGCUCUGUCUACCAGGUGCGGUGGUCAUGGCUACCUCUGUCCAAUCAGAGCCUCUAAGAUUUUCCUUGCCAUCCCCUUCUGCCCAUGUCCACCUGCAGCUAAUGAUAUGGAUCUCACUGAACAGAAUGUCUUUACACUGAGGAGCUAACUUGAGCUUGGAUCCUUCUCAGAAGGCCAGCGAGGACAAGGACAGCCUAAGGUUGCUGCGGCAUCCCUGUCACUGCCUGCAAUAGCCACGCUGAGGCAGGGAGAACCUGGCUAGGGAGUUCGUUCCUAGUACCCUGUGGACAGGGGAAGGACCCAGGGACCCAUAGAACAUCUUGGGAUGGAGGCCUCAGGUGACAUGUGCCCCGAUCUCCUGUGAUUACGAAAGUUUUCUCCCCAAACCCACAGAAUAAAGCCAGCCCAUGUAGGGCCAGGAAAGACCCGCCAGCCUCAGACCUCCCCGCUGUCUCUUUGGAUUUUGGUAGCAUCCACUAGAGAAUGACCUGUGGCUGAGGCUGACAAACCAGGCCAACACCCCCCCCCACCCCACCCCACCCCACCCCCGUCCCAUAGCAGAGUGAUCUCAGCAUUUUUGGAAUGUGUGUUUAUCACAGAUUGUUUAUAUAUUUUAGACAUUUAAAAAUCUAUUUUCGUUAUAAAAGCCAAUGAAGGAAAAUGAAUAAUGAUCUCAAGAAAGGGAAAAAUUCCCAAAGCUA